AUGACCAACGUCCUGAUGCUGGUCGACUUCCACGCCCACGUCGUGCCCAACGAGGUGGCCGGCUUCCUGGGCGGCACCUGGGACCCGCGGACGCAGCACAUGACCAUCACCAGCGCCUACCCGCUGAUGUACGCCUCCUGUACGGCGAAAAUUAAAAGUUCUACAACAGCAGACACCGCCGAGCAGGCGAAACUUCGCGCCGAGGCAGUUGGCCGCAUCAAGGCGACGAUGCGCGAGCGGAACACCGUCCUCGUCGGCUGGUACCACUCCCACGUCCGCUCCAGCCCCCACCCGACCAUACUGGACGUCAAGCGGCAGCUGCGCUACCAGAAGGAGUUUCUAGUGUCGCCCAACAGUAGCCCGCAAAAGGGCGGCAAAGGAGGCAGUGGAGGACUUCCGGCGUCGGACUACUCGCCCGUGGUGGGGCUGAUCGUCUCGCCCUAUUACCCGCGCACCGCCCGCCUCGUCUCGCUGAUGCAGAUGUUCUGGGUGGCGCCCAUUUACGUCAGCGCCGUGAAGGACUUUGGCCGGCCGAUGCAGUUUCACUACACGGUGACGAGGGACGCCUUUCUCACGCAGGAUCUCCUGGUGGAGAUGAGAGCCGUGGCCACCCACUACUUCAAGAAGGGCGACUUUGUGCCCUUCCGCGAGAAGUACCGCGACGGCGUCACCUUCUGGGAGAAGCUGCACGAGUCGAUGAAGCCGAAGCUGCCCCGAGAUCUAAUUGA
Messenger RNA from Rhagoletis zephyria (snowberry fruit fly), 728 nucleotides. The record is from RefSeq and is a predicted model, not a curated record. NCBI's taxonomy places the organism in Eukaryota, Metazoa, Arthropoda, Insecta, Diptera, Tephritidae.